Molecule: messenger RNA, 1473 nt
Organism: Cadophora gregata
Lineage: Eukaryota; Fungi; Ascomycota; Leotiomycetes; Helotiales; Ploettnerulaceae
Exons: 3
Coding region: 763-1371 (202 amino acids)
Source: RefSeq, a predicted model, not a curated record
CUUGUGUUCACACCGUCUGAUGUAGAUUUUAGCCUCCAGGUUACAUACGAAGCUGUGCACAUCUUUUGUUUCUUGCUUCAUCAGGCCAUCGAGACUUUGGCAAAUUUACUGUCCCGCCCCAGCAGUCGUGUUUCUUGAAACUGGCAUACGCUUUUGGGGGUCAUCACGAGUCUUUUUGUCCCUGGCUCCAUAACUAUCCCACACAGUGAUACAAAGAACAGACGUUUUCAAAGAUCAUAGCAUUGAUUCAUAAAUUAUUUACACCGAUGGAUCCUUCCCGUUCAAGGCUGGGCGAUCCAGCCCACCGGAGCCACCUGAGACGGUCUUGUAAACACCCCACCCACCCGGUCAUAAUGAACCCUUCAGUAUGACUAUUACGCUGUAAAUUAUGGGGUACACAACUUUCUCCAACCAAUCCAGAAGGACCGGACCGCGAAGUUACACGCAUCGGGCAUGGUUCCGAGUACGAAUCCGAGGCUCAGUCUGUUUCAAGGAAAGUUAACGGCGGCCUUGGAGGAUCUGUACAUGUUAUGCAUAAACUGCUCGCGAACUCUAGACUUCCGACCGACUCGUCCUUCAAGCUCCGAAGUCCGAGGAAGCCAAAAUGUCCAGAUAGUAUAUAAGGAAUCGAGGUACCUACCUCGAAAUUAUUCUUCAUCUCAUCUCAUCUCAUCUCUUCACAGCUCAAGAACAUCAACAACAACUACAACCACUCCAAUCAACUUCAAUAGAACCGGUUUCUAACUCAAUCCAUCCAUCAAAAUGCCUUACCUCGCAGUCAUCCAGCCACCCAUUCCCGAGGAGCACAAGGAUGGAUUCCUUGCACAGUGGCCAUCCACCGCCGCCCAGAUCCUUGCCAUCCCAACAGUCCUUGGGAUCUCAGGAGGCCUAGUUGUAGGCGAGAAUGGAGCACCUACUUCUGGGUUCAAGUUCUUUGAAACAGUUGCUUUCGCAACUCUGGAAGACGAGAAGGCAUUCGCAGACUCGGAAUUCGCAAAGGAGGCAGCCAAGAAGUGGGCUGAGAAGUCGGGAGGUGCUCCCCUACCAAAACACACUCUGUACGAGUGCGACGAUUUCCCAACGGAUCGCGCGCCAAAGGCGUUCACGCAAUUCUCACAGUUGGCUGGUGUGGACGCAGCGAAGGGUGCAGAGGUCAAGAAAGCGUGGGAAGACCUGGCAGCUGUUCUGGGCAAGGAGACCUGGGGUGGAAGAGCAGUUGAUGGAGCGGGCGGAAUUGGACUGAUUGGCUGGGAUAGCGCAGAGGAGGCAGCAGCUGCGUACAAGAACCCAGCAGCUAAGGCUGCGCUGGACAAGUACCAAAGCUUCGGCGAGGUCAAGGAUUACCUGAUCAAGAUGGAGUAUUCCAAGUAGUGGACUGGACAACAGGACCCCAUGCUCAAAAAGUAACACAGGCUUGGAUGCGAUGCGAAAGAUGUUCGGGUAGCUUUGCUGGAACAAAGAAAUGAAAAUGCU